AUGAAUAGUCAAAAUAAGGAAAACAACUUAAAAAUAGGUCAUAUAAAUGUGCGAUCUUUAUUACCAAGUUUUUAUAAAAUCAAGACAUUGAUAAAUGACUUAGAGCUGGGUAUAUUGGGAGUAUCUGAGUCAUGGCUUAACAAUAACACAGCUGAUGCUGAUAUUCACAUACAAAAUUUUAAUUUCUUUCGAAUUGAUCGGGAAUCCAGAGGAGGGGGCAUAGGUUUUUAUGUUCGAUCGGACUUAAAUGCUACGGUAAUGGAUGUUGUGGAGAACAAGACGGGAAGCUUUGAGCAACAGUGGCUUAUCUUGAAAAUUAACAAGGUUAAAAUCGGACUUUGCGUAUUCUAUCGUCCUCCAAAUUAUAAUGCUCUAACUGCGUUACAUCAGUUGGAAGACACUAUAGCCAACGUUGUUCCUUUAACAGAUGAACUAAUUAUAAUGGGUGACAUUAAUAUCAACCUGUUGAGAUAUACUAAUGUUACUAACCAGUUUGACAAUCUCCUUGAUGCUUUCAACUGUAAGCAGGUUGUAUUAAAUCCCACCAGAUACUCUCGAGAAAAGGCUAGCUUGAUUGACGUUAUCAUCUUGUCAGAUGACCGUCUUUUAAGUGGUGCUGUUCAACACCAUGAUAUGCACAAUCAUUCUGAUCAUCAAUUAAUCUAUUGCACUCUUAACAUCAAAAUAUCUGCGUCGAAGCCAAAAAUUAUUAAAUAUCGUAAUUUUAAGCAAUUCGACAUUAACACGUUCACACAAGAUCUUAUCAACCUGCUUUAG
Molecule: messenger RNA, 777 nt
Organism: Sitophilus oryzae (rice weevil)
Lineage: Eukaryota; Metazoa; Arthropoda; Insecta; Coleoptera; Curculionidae
Exons: 1
Coding region: 1-777 (258 amino acids)
Molecular function (GO): catalytic activity
Source: RefSeq, a predicted model, not a curated record